Paramecium sonneborni is the source of this 1561-nucleotide messenger RNA. The record is from the annotation of a GenBank genome assembly. Lineage: Eukaryota; Ciliophora; Oligohymenophorea; Peniculida; Parameciidae.
AAUUAAUGAAAUUCGUGUUGUUGUCAAUUUUAUUAUUGCUUGUAUUAGCAGGAGAGGAUUAUUACUAAUUGUUAGGAUUGAAGAAAGGAGCAAGUGAUGCAGAAAUAAAGAAGGCUUUUAAGAAAUAAUCUUUAAAAUAUCAUCCAGAUAAAAAUAAGGGAAAUGAAGAAAAAGUAAUUGAUUAUUCUAAUUAUUGUAUAGGCUCAAAAAUAAUUCUAAAAAAUAGUAAAUGCUUAUGAAACACUUAAAGAUCCAGAGAAAAGAAAGAUUUAUGAUUAAUAUGGUGAAGAAGGUGUAAAUAAACAUGAAUAAUAAUAAUAAUAAGGUGGUGGAGGAGGAUUUCAUAAUUUUGGUGGUGGAUUUGAAGAAAUGUUUUCAUAAUUUUUUAGAGGAGGUAGUGGUGGAGGUGGUGGUCAUUAAUAAUUUCAUUUUAAUUUUGGAGGAUCAGGAUUUGGUAAUUAAGGUGGUGGAUUUGGUAAUUAAGAUUUUUAAGAAGAAGGAGGAUAAGCUAAAAAAGAUAAUAUUUUUGAAAAUACAGAUGUUUAUACUCUUGAUAUGAGUAAUCUAUCAAGAUUUUAUAGAAGAGAAGAAGUUUGGUUAAUUUAUUUUUAUUUACCUAAUGGAGAAGGAUAAAAAUAUAAAAAACUUAUUAUUGAAUUAGCUGAAAAAUAUGCAGGGAUUUUUAGAGUCGCAGCUAUUGAUUGUGAAGAUGAUGAAGCAUUAUGUGAAGAUGAAUUCUAAGUUAAAAGAUAUCCUACUGUUUCUAUUUAUGCAUCACGACUUUCUGCUGAACCGAUUAAAUAUACAGGAAAAUGGGAAUUAAAUGAAAUGGCUAAAGAAGCUGUUGAUCUUAUGGAAGAUUUUGUUAUUGUGUUAAGUGGAUUCAACUUUUAAGAGUAUAUUGAAAAAUCUAAACCUAAAGUUAUUUUAUUUACUAAUAAAAAAUCAACCCCUCCUUUAUUUAAAGCUCUUUCUAAAGAAUUUAAAGGAAAAUUAGAAUUUGCCAUGAUUCGAUAAUCAGAAAGACAAUUAACUUCAAUUUUCAAAAUCACAGAAUUCCCAAGUUUAAUUGUUGCUUAAAAUGAUUAGGAUUUUAAAGUUUUUGAAUCUGAAUUUAAAAAAGAUUAGAUUGUUAAAUUUCUUAGAUAAUUUGCAUAUGGAUAAAAAAAGGAACCAUAACAAAAAACAAUAUAAUAAUUAAAUGGAUAAAACUAUGAAUAAUGUAUUACAAAAGGAAAAGAUUUGUGUUUCUUAUUAUUAAUUAAUAAUGAAACUGAAUUAGAAUUAAUAUCUAAAAUACCAAGUAAAUAUUAAAAUGAGAAUAUCUCAUUUUAUUAUGCCAAUCUAAAGUAUUUUAUUAUAUUAGAUUAGGUAACUUACAUAAAAAUUUGAAGCUAAUUUAAAGUAAUCAUAUGCUGUAAUUAUAAAACCUAAGAGACAAACCUAUGCUGUAUAAACUUCAAUUGAGAAUAAUGAGAUUAUAACAUUUAUUGAUGAUGUACUUGGAGGAGGAAGAACAUUUAAGAAGAUGCAUUCUACUUUUAGAAAGGAAGAGUUGUGA